This is a messenger RNA of Corylus avellana, 2042 nucleotides long. Lineage: Eukaryota; Viridiplantae; Streptophyta; Magnoliopsida; Fagales; Betulaceae. The record is from RefSeq and is a predicted model, not a curated record.
CUCCAAACCUAACAAAGAUUUACAGAAUUGUCAUCUGUAAGCAUGUGAGGGGGGAGACCUCUGACUUUUCUUCUCGGAGUCUACGCACAUUCUAUAAAAACUUCCCCAUUAUUCUAUCUAUUCUCAGAGGUCCUGCAUGUGUACAGAGAAGUGAUGGCCGCCAUCUCUUUCUUUGCUUCACUUUUCUUAUCAACUUUCUUGCUUCAUUUGUGCUUGUUCUAUGGGGUGGGUGCCGGCAAUCCGGCUAUUGGGUCCAAUAGGGAAGCAUUGGAAAUUAUUACAGGCGGCGGUGGUGGUAGCAACUAUCCUGCUCCUCCUACUGAAAAUGAAAACUGUCCUCCUCCGCCUCCUGAACCUGAAUGUCCCCCACCUCCACCGCCUCCGCCUCCNCCAUCUCCGCCGCCCCCAUCUCCACCGCUUCCAUCUCCGCCGCCGCCACCAUCUCCGCCGCCCCCAUCUCCACCGCUUCCAUCUCCGCCGCCGCCACCAUCUCCGCCGCCCCCAUCUCCACCGCCUCCAUUUCCGCCGCCUCCACCUCCGCUGCCAAGUGGGAUUAGCCAUCGAGUUCUAAAGGUCUACCCCAUAGUUAAAGCGUUCCAAAAGAAAAUCUUCUACGACCCAUUUGGAAAAACGGUUUCAUGGAAUAAAAAUAAAAAAAACGUAUGCAGAUACGACGGCUUCACCUGCGCCAACUAUCCGACCGGCAACAAUGAACAAGCAGUUGCUGCUGUAGACUUCAACGGCUUUCAGUUUGGUGGCAAGGACGGCCUCCUUCCUCUCUCUGGGUUCAUGGAAAACUUAACCGACAUAACCGUUUUCCACGCAAACUCCAACAAUUUCACCGGUGGCAUCCCCAAAGAGAUCUCCAACCUUAAAUACUUCUACGAGCUAGAUCUCAGCAACAACAAGUUGAAAGGGCAGUUCCCGAUGGAAGUUCUUGGUGCCACAAAGCUCACUUUCUUGGACCUCCGGUUUAACAAACUUCAAGGCACGGUUCCACCCCAAGUGUUUUUGCUAGACGUGGACGUAAUCUUCAUCAACAACAACAAUUUUUACCAGAAUCUUCCUUAUAAUCUUGGCUCUACGCCAGCCCUUUAUCUCACUUUUGCCAACAACAAGUUCACAGGGCCAAUCCCGCCAAGCAUUGGCAACGCCAAGGACACCCUCAUUGAGGUGCUCUUCUUGAACAACAAGCUUACAGGGUGCUUGCCAUUUGAGAUUGGGAAACUGAAAUUGGCAACUGUUUUUGAUGUGAGCAUCAAUCAAUUGACGGGUCCAAUACCCCACUCAUUUCAGUGCCUGUCUAAAAUAGAGGUGCUUAACCUGUCUCGGAACGAGUUCUAUGGGUCGGUCCCGGAUGAAAUCUGCAAGCUGCCUAACCUGGGUGCCUUCGAUUUAUCAAACAACUUCUUCACCGAGGUGGGCCCUGAAUGCAGAAAAUUGAUCCAUAAAAAUUAUCUUGAUGUCAAACAGAAUUGCAUUAUAGACCUUCCACAUCAGAAAUCAAAACGUGAAUGUGCUGCAUUUUUCUCCAAGAAGCGGAACCACCGCUGCAACGAGAAGAACAUGAAUUACAUUCCUUGUAAGAAAAAGUAUUAUUCAGAUCCUCUUGAUUCGUCCUAUCAUCAACCGGCGACGGUUCCAGCACCUUCACCACUUUCCUAUGGCGCUCUUAAACCGCAUAGGCCGUGAUUUUCGAGCUCUAAUGGGGGGAGGCCUUUCGUAAUAUUACAUUUACAUAUUUCUGUUCUCUUUAUAUAUAUUGACUAAAAGUCAUGAAUAAGGCAGUGUGUUCUAAUUUGGCAUCUCCAUCAGAUGCCAAUUCUUAUAGUGUAGUGCUGAAGAUUGUUGGCUCCCUGCUAAACUGUAUUCAUCAGAUAGCGUUCAUAAAUCAUAAUGUUGUCUAAGUCAUUACUGUUCCCUUGCUUAUGCUUAUGCUUAUGAUGAUGAUCAUUCUUUGUGCCAAUAAUUGGUUGAAUGGCGCCACAUUUCCAGGAUCAAUAGCAGUCGGAGAAACUAAUUUGGCUCCAUUUUCAUUUUCA